This is a messenger RNA of Geodia barretti, 465 nucleotides long. The record is from the annotation of a GenBank genome assembly. NCBI's taxonomy places the organism in Eukaryota, Metazoa, Porifera, Demospongiae, Tetractinellida, Geodiidae.
AUGGCGGUGAAUGUAAAGGGGGUCUGGCUGGGCAUCAAAUACGCGGUCCCCGUGAUGCGUGAGCGCGGGGGAGGCAGCAUUGUCAUCACCUCGUCCACUGCCGGGAUUGGCGGGACACCGGAAAUGUCGGCCUACAAUACCAGCAAGCACGCCGUUAUCGGCCUGAUGCGCACGGCGGCACUGGAGGGUGCGCCGGAUGGCAUUCGGGUCAACACCGUGAACCCAUCGCCCAUCGAGACCCGGAUGAUGCGAUCGAUCGAGGAGAUGCGUGUGGCGGCGUUCGACGACUCGACCGUUACGGUUGAUGUGGCGAAGCAGGCCUUCGCCGACCGCAUACCACUGCAACGCUACGGAAACCCCGAGGAAGUGGCGCGGAUGAUGCUGUUCCUAUCAAGCGACGACAGCAGCUUCUGCACGGGGGGUGUCUACAUGGUGGACGGCGGCAGGUCGGCGGGGAGCAGAUAG